Adineta ricciae is the source of this 687-nucleotide messenger RNA. The record is from the annotation of a GenBank genome assembly. NCBI's taxonomy places the organism in Eukaryota, Metazoa, Rotifera, Eurotatoria, Adinetida, Adinetidae.
AUGGCUUGGGCAACAGCAGUUGUUAAUAUGCAUGUUGAUAUUCUCUGUAAUCCUUCACCUAUCACUUCGUUGACGGAAGAAGAUAAAAGGAAUAUGAAAAUCAAAGCACGUAAUGAUGAAAUUCGAAAGAUACAAUCGGAUCUUAAUAAUGUUGAACGUAAUCAGCAGGAUACCCUCAAGCGCAUUCGAAUGGAAACCGAAUCUGCAGAAAUAUCUGAAACGAAGAAUUCCGAAGGUCGCCGACAUAAAUUACAAUUGGACAUUAACAUGUGUCGACAAAAGUUACAAGAACAACAACAGAGAAAUAAGAAAACGGAAACUGAUUUACGUAAAGAAAAAUGGCGUCAAGAAACCGGACUUGAAACAUGGUUAACGAAAUAUGAUAAUGAGAUGCGACAAAAACAGGACGAAUACGAUGAAAUCGACGAAGCAUACAUGGAAGAAAAACGAAUACUUCUCGAAUUGGAAGAACGAUUUGAAAAAUUGAAAGAAGAAUAUGAUAAAAUUAUGGAAGAACGCGCAGCUGAAGAACGACAACAAGCAUUGGAAAAGGCACUACGCGAACGACGUUGGCGGGCAGCUGCACAAAUUCAGCGGUUUUGGCAAGGUUACAAAGUUCGAAAAGGUCUCAAAGCAAAGAAGAAGAAGAAAGGAAAGAAAGGUGGCAAAGGCAAGGGCAAAAAGUGA